Molecule: messenger RNA, 1038 nt
Organism: Vigna angularis (adzuki bean)
Lineage: Eukaryota; Viridiplantae; Streptophyta; Magnoliopsida; Fabales; Fabaceae
Exons: 5
Coding region: 90-782 (230 amino acids)
Source: RefSeq, a predicted model, not a curated record
GCACUGAACCGAACUAAAUAACAACACUAGAAAGAAAGCCAUUGUUGCUAAACCUUAUUUUUUUCUUUGCUCUUUUUGGUUUUGUUUCGAUGCUCUCUGUCGCGAAACGGUUUCAGCUUCGGCCACUGACGACGCCGUUUCUCCUCGGGCAGCUCCGGUACGCUCGAACGCGACCAAAGUCGCCACCGGUGGCACUGAGGAAGACGGAGGAGCGGUCGGAGUGGUGGGCGGUGGACGGCGAAAUGCACGAGAUCGGCGAUCACGUGCCGCUACGUGAGCGCUUCGUGAUCCCCCGAGAAAAUAUCCCCAACAAGCGCCGCAAGCAGCUCAGAGAACAAUUCAUGCGCCGAACACGCCUCGUUCUUAAGGAAUCCGAGCAUGAUCCUUGGUGUAAAAGGUACAUGGAACUGUAUAAUGAACUUAGAGAAAACUGGGAGAGGCUUUAUUGGGAUGAGGGUUACUCCAAAAAGCUUGCUCAGGAUCAUGCGAACUAUGAGUCUGCUGAAGAUGAUGAUAGGGAUUUCUCCCCAUACAGGAGUAGAAGACCUCAGCCUCAGAUGGAUUAUAGUAAGGACCAGACUUUUGGAAGAAACAGACAACCUGAUAACUUGGAGAAAGUUAGCGUUCUUCGGGAUAAAUUUGAGUAUGACCGAGAGAGAAGAAUGAGAGAAAAAGCAUUUGCACCCAUGCAUGGAGGAUCUGUUCCUGACUCUCAUGAUUCUAACCGUUGGAACCAACCGCUAGAUACUGAUCGAUAUUUUAGCCAAACAGAAAGGCGUUGAAAGAACAAUAUUGUAAGGGAUAGUGUAGUUUUUCUCCCACUAACUCAAUGCUAUAUAUGAUGCUGCCAAUAUAACUAGUGCCAGGAAGUGUUUACAGUGAGGAAAACGUUUUUUGUUUUGGUUUAAAGCUCAUGUAGGAGUUGUGCUCUGAACAGAUGUAAUGUAUAAGUGCACUGACAUUUACCCUGCACUUCUGUGUCUCUCAAAGUUUUGACUCUAAGAAGGUUAUCGAAAAUGAAGCUGGUGAAAUUCUUUA